Molecule: messenger RNA, 4924 nt
Organism: Ahaetulla prasina
Lineage: Eukaryota; Metazoa; Chordata; Lepidosauria; Squamata; Colubridae
Gene: XK
Product: X-linked Kx blood group antigen, Kell and VPS13A binding protein
Exons: 3
Coding region: 1718-2890 (390 amino acids)
Cellular component (GO): membrane
Source: RefSeq, a predicted model, not a curated record
UCUGUAUUUUGUCCUGUACAUUUCACAGUGUUAUAAAAACUAGCCUUAAUAAAAUAAAUAUAUUUAGAUUAUAGUCACCACUUUACUCAAUUCUUAGGAUAAAUCCAGGCCGGAGUUUCCUUUUCUCUUUUCCCUCUAUUCUCUCCUUUUGUGCAGUCACUGCUGUCAAAGUAUCUCUUCCGCUCCUCCUCCACCUAGUCGCAGCAUUUGUUUGGCAAUGUUUCUGCCUCAGGUUUUGGAGUCUCGAUGUUUCCGCUCCACCAUUUUCAAUAUAAUUGUACUCCUUUUUAAGUUUUUCUCUCCUACCGCUUGCAAUCCUUUUGUUUUCUUGAUCUUUGCUUCAUACUCCUCGGCUGUCAGUGCUUCGGGCCAGCCAGAAUGGCUGGUUUCUUUCUGGCCGGAAUUAGGAGGUUUCUCCUGAACCUUCGGGGAAAUUGCAUUUUUCCCUGAGGUCCUUGAAGAUUCCUCUUUCUCAAUCAAUCUCUCCAGGAUUGAUUGUGUCUAUUUUAGGCUUCCUGGCUGGGAAAAUUUGAGCUUCAGGAAUGGAGCCCCUGUUCCCUCGCUCUGCUCAUGCUGACAUCACUGGCUGAAGUUGAGCUACAAUUUCUUUUUGCAUGAAGACCGAUGCAAAGAAUGAGUUAAGCAAUUCUGCUUUCUCCCUACUGCCUGUUAUUUCCUUGCCAUCUUCUCUCUUUAAUGGACCUACUGUUUCCUUGAAUUUUUUCUUGUUAUGUUGGAAUAAACUUUUUUUUAUUAUCUUUGACAUUUGAAGCAAGCCUUAGUUCAUUCUGAGCCUUUGCUGACUUCGUCUUUGCGUGUUCUGGCUAUCUGCUUGUAAUCAGCCUUAGUUAUGUGUCCCUCUUUCUGUUUUCUUUUUGUCUUUCAGUUUGUCAGAGAAAUCUUUGUGCAACCAUGAUGGUUUCUUCUUGAAUUUCUUGUUUUUCUUUUUGAGUGGUAUUGCACUAGCCUAGGCUUUUAUGAUUGCAUUUUUCAGAGUUUCCCAUUCUUCUUGAAUUGUUUUCCCCUUUAUGAUUUUCAUCCAUGGAAUCUUUCAUAGGAUCUCUCUGAAUUUGUUAAAAAAUUGGCUCUUUUACAGUUUAAGACGCUGGUUGGAUUAUUUUCUAUUGCUUGUGUUUGCAUUAUAUUGGUUCAAAAUGUAGCAGUUGCAUGGUUUGGUGCAAGUCUAGAUUAGCACACAUCACCUCUCUUGUGGAAACUACACUGGUUGUUGAUUUGCUUCUGGGUCCAAUUAAAGAUGCUGGUUAUCACAUUUAAAGCCUAUAUAGCUUGGGUCCAGGUUAUUUGAAAGACCAUGUUUCCCAUUUAUAUCUAUCCAGCCCACCAAAUCAGGGAGGCAGGGUAUGAUACAGGUCCCUUAAAUCAAGAAGGUUCACCUAUUGGGACCAAUUAGGGGCCUUUUCUGUGGUGGCUCCCUAUUUGCAGAACAUCAUCCCUAAGUGAUAACACUAGCACCCAUCUUCAUAUUCUUUCAAACAGCCCUGAAAUCAUACUUUUGCCAGUGGGUCUGAUGAUCUAAUAUGGAGGCCAUCGGGUGGUGGGCUGUUUGAAUGUUGGUACCAGGGGUGAGGGAGUCUAUUGAGUUUUGUUUGGGGGUGUUAUUCCUUUAACCUGCCUGGCAUCACUGUCUGUGGAUUGGAUGGCAAUAUAAAAUUAUUUAAUAAAUAAAUCAUACAUAGUACACUGAGAUAGAUGUAGUAUGGGUUUAAGGCUUUUUGCUGUCUUUGAAUCAGCGUCGACUCCUGGUGAUUGCCUCAACCACUUCCUACAAGUUUCUUGGUGCGUGGAAGUUUUUUAUAUUUAUUUUCAUGCAGGUAGAGUUGAAGAGCCUUAUGUCAGUAUUACUAAGAAGAGACAGAUGCCAAAAGAUGGACAUUCAGAAGAAGUUGAAAAGGAAGUAGGUCAGGCAGAGGGGAAGCUGUUUACACACAGAUCUGCAUUUAGCCGAGCAUCAGUGAUUCAAGCUUUCCUAGGAUCUGCACCUCAGCUAACACUUCAGCUUUACAUCUGUGUCCUGCAACAAGAGAUCACAGCAGCUAGAAGUAUCUUCAUGGUCCUUUCCCUCCUGUCAAUUGUGUAUGGAGCACUGCGAUGCAAUAUUCUAGCCAUUAAGAUCAAGUAUGACGAUUAUGACAUCAGUGUGAAACCUGCUGCCUACCUUUGCAUUUUCCUCUGGAGGAGCUUUGAGAUUGCAACAAGGGUGAUAGUCCUUGUCCUCUUCAGUUCAGUUCUUCAGAUCUGGAUCCUGCCUGUGGUUCUGGUGAAUUUUUUUGCUUUUUUUUUUUAUCCUUGGAUUCAGUUCUGGCAAAGCAAGUGUACUCUGCCAGAAAACAUAGAGAAGGCCUUGAGCAAAGUAGGCACCACCAUUGUCUUAUGUCUCCUCACUUUCCUGUAUGCUGGCAUUAAUAUGUUUUGCUGGUCAGCGGUGCAGCUGAAGCUUAAUGAUUCUGAUUUAAUUGACAAAUCCCCAAACUGGGGUAGACUGGCUUUGUACUAUUUGCUGAGGUUCUUUGAAAAUGUUUUUCUCUUAAUAAUGUGGUACAUAUACAAGACAGAUGUCUACACAUAUGUAUGUGCUCCAGUGCUGUUCUUACAACUACUGAUUGGCUAUUGCAUAGCUGUCCUUUUUAUGCUUGUGUUCUACCAGUUCUGUCAUCCAUGCAAGAAACUUUUUUCUUCCAAUAUUUAUGAAGGAUUGGUAAUAUGCUUCAAGUUUUUUUGUUAUGUCUGCAAACCUCUGACAUCUGGCAAUUCUGUAGAAAAGGAAAACUUAAAAUCCCCAGAGAAUACUGAAAAUGAUGCCCUGGCUAGUUACAAAGCAAAUGAAUCCCAAAAUGGAAGCACUCAGCAGAGUGUGUCUUCUAAUGCAUAGAGUGGGUAUCUGAGUCUCACAAGACCCUGCAAAAAAUAGCACUUCAGAAUCAUAAAACAGGUAUAAUAAAUGGGAUGUGUCAACAUUAUAUCUUAGACAAUAUUUGUGGGUUUAUCAUAUGCAAUGGGUUUGUACAAAGGUAUUUUCUUUCAAAGUUCUUGUGCUUAUUAAGAUAGAAAGUAUGUUUUCAAAACAAGUUGUUGCGACUUUGGUUUGGUUUUGCAGAAAGUGUGGAUAAUGAUAUGCCAAUCACUCUUAGUUACAGAUUGUGACUAUUGGGAUUAUGCAGUUCACUGAGCAGUGCCCAGAUGCCAAAGGAUCAAAACUUUGCCCCAGUGGUCUUCUCCUAGCUCAUGUAAUACGAUAAUGCAUUGACCAAGUAAUUUACUCCAGAAACAUUCUAGGAUUAAAAAGUGUGAUAGAAAAGGAAGGAGCAGAACGUCAUGGACCUAUUUGUUAUAUUAGGGACAUUCCAAACAAAUCUUGUUUUAUUCUUUGAAAAGUGGCUAAAUUAAUAGACCAGAGAAAUGCUGUGGACAUAGUAUAUUUGGAUUUCAAUAAGGCAUUUGACAAAUUAGAAUACAAUCUACUUUUUGGUAAGUUAAAAAAUGUGAAAUAAACAGCAUCAUCGACAGAUGGAUUUAUAACUGGCUGACAAAUGGCACUCAGCAUAUAGUUCAUAAUGGAACUUCAUCUAUAUGGACGGAAAUAUGCAGUGCAGUGACUUGGGAUUUUGUCUUAGGCCCAGUAACCUUUAACAUUUUCAUAAAUGAUUUAGAUGAAGGAAUAGAAGGGGAACUGAUCAAAUUUGCCAAACUGUUUGCCAAUCAGUUUUGGUUGCCAAAAUAUAAAACAGGUGUUGAGAGUUGAAACUCUAGAAAGAAUGUAGAGAAGCGCAACAAAGAUGAUUUGCGGUUGGAGGCUAAACAUAUGAAGAACAAUUGCAGGAAUUGGGUAUGUCUAGUCUCGUGAAAAGAAGAACCAGGAUGACACGAUAGCAGUGUUCCAAUAUUUGAGUGAUUGCCACAAAGAAGAGGAGAGUCAAUCUGUUCUCCAAAACACCUAAAGGCAAGGCAAGAAGCAAUGGAUGGAAACUAAUCAAGGAGAAAAACAACUGAACAAUUAACCAGUGGACUGUCUUGCCUCCAGAAGUUGUGAGUGCUCCAUUAUUGGAGGUUUUUAAAAAGAUGGGACAACUAUUUGUCUGAAAUGGUAUAGGGUCUCCGGCUUGAGCCGGAGCUGGACUAGAAGACCUCUAAGGUUCUUUCCACCUCUGUUGUUCUGUUUUUCACCUACUAUCAAGUUUAUCUAUGUAGCAAAUGGCAUUAUUUUAUCUGACUCUCAAAACUGUAGCAGGUUUUUUUUUCUGAAUCCAGAACUAAAUAUGGGGAAAUUGCUGAUGUACUAAAUUCAUGAAUUUGGAAAUGCCCUGUUAACAUUUCUUUCAAAGCCAGUGGUGGGAUUCUGCUGAUUCUAGGCGGUUCGGCCGAACCGUUUGUUAACUUGCCAGUUCGUCCCGCCCCUUGCCCCUCCACACCAUUACUUACCGGUGUCUGUUUGCGGCCGCAUGGUGCUUGGAUCGGGUGGCCAGCGAGGUGCUUUAAUCGCUGGCUAGAGAGACGCUUGGAUGCAGGCAAGCUUCGGUCGGUGGGUGCUUUAAUCGCGCAGCGCUUGGAUUGGGUGGGCAGCAGGGUGCAUGGAUCCGAUCCAACAGAAACCAGCCUGCAUCCAAGCGUCUCUCUAGCCAGCGAUUAAAGCGCCUCGCUGACCACGUGGCCCUUCCUUUGCUUCUCCUCCUCCUCUUCUGCACCAAUCGCGAGCAGAAUUCCCGGGCUCACGUGAUCCUUACUCAACUGAGGGGGGUAGGGUAGGUGGCGUCUCUCCACACGCCGCGGUAGCCCCGGCCUCCUUCCUUUCCUCCCUGUCACAUGUUUUUUUGCAGCAUUACCGGUUUCUGGAAACACGUCACAGGGCGCGGGCCUGGCUCCUCAUGCGUCUUGCCCAUUCGGAACUUCGUUUUGAAACCAAAGCCAA